Populus nigra (black poplar) is the source of this 1934-nucleotide messenger RNA. Its product is annotated as sterol 3-beta-glucosyltransferase UGT80B1. The record is from RefSeq and is a predicted model, not a curated record. Bases 124 to 1686 code for a protein of 520 amino acids. Lineage: Eukaryota; Viridiplantae; Streptophyta; Magnoliopsida; Malpighiales; Salicaceae. The transcript has 17 exons. Gene Ontology annotation, molecular function: UDP-glycosyltransferase activity.
AAUCGGGUGCGGGUCUGACAGCCGCGGUACCAUCUUGGUUUCAUGGGCUUGUGCCAUUAUUUCCAUAUAUAAACAAAAUGCCCGAGUUUAUGACACGCUUUGUCUGUGACUGUGAGUAAAAUAAUGAGACCUGAGACAGAGAACAGGAAGCCAGUGGCUGUGUUCAUGGCUUUUGGUACGAAGGGCGAUGUUUACCCUCUCUCUGCCAUUGCCGCUGCUUUUGCUAGUGAUCAGAAACAAUAUCGUGUGGUUCUAGUAACACAUUCAGCACAUCAGAACUUAAGCUCUCACUUGGAAGAAAGACAUGUUACGUUCUUAGGAAUCAAUUCACCACCUGUUCUUUCUGUUCGCGACAAUUAUGGUUGUUCAGGAUCACAGGAGUUAGCUUUUUCACAACAAAAAAUGAUAGCCACAAGAGAGCACAGACAAGAAUGCUAUUCAGCAGUUGAAGGGAUUUUUGGACAUGGUCCAACCAUGGAGGGUGAUUUUAUCUUGAUAAAUUUCUUUGCAUUGGAAGGGUGGAGCCUUGCAGAACUUUUUCAUAUCCGUUGUGUGGUAGCUGCUCCAUAUGUUGUUCCAUACAGUGCACCUUCUUCAUUUGAGAGUCACUUUAGAAGAGAGCAUCCUCUUUUAUAUAAAUAUCUCCAAGAAGCUGACAGUAAUCAGGUUUCCUGGAAAGAUGUGGCUCAUUGGAUGUGGCCACUUUUUACCGAAAACUGGGGAUCAUGGAGAAGUGAUGAUUUGUAUCUGAGUCCUUGCCCUUUCACUGAUCCAGUAACAGAGCUUCCCACUUGGCAUGAUAGGCCACCAUCUCCCCUACUGCUGUAUGGAUUUAGCAAAGAUAUUGUUGAAUGUCCAGAUUAUUGGCCAUCAAAUGUCCAUGUUUGUGGGUUUUGGUUUCUUCCUACUGAAUGGCAGUUUUCAUGUAAGAAAUGCCAAGAAAUUUCAGAACUUUCUUAUCCUGGAGAUUUGAGGACAAAAGAUGAAGUGUGUUCAGCUCAUGUCAAGUUACAAUAUUUUCUGAUAAAUCCAGCAUCAACACCUCCUGUUUUCAUAGGACUAAGUUCUAUUGGAAGCAUGGGCUUCUUGAGGAACCCUCAAACAUUUCUUCAGCUGUCCAAGUUAUUGCCACUGAAUCAUCACAUUUUGAUAAAAGAAAGUACCUUGAAGAGGGAAUCUGUCUCUUUGAUAACCGCCUCUUUUGCUUUCCUAAACUUUAAUUUUGAUGGAAGAGAGCUCUGCUAUAGAUUUGAAGGGGAGGGAGAGGUUCUUUUUGAACUUUGUGGGCAAGCACUAUCAUUAUGGUACCUUACCAAUGGCUAUUUCCAAGAUGUGCAGCUGCAAUUCAUCAUGGGGGCAGUGGAUCCACUGCUGCAGCACUACACGCAGGCAUCCCACAGAUGGCAGGUAUUAUGUCCAUUUAUACUGGAUCAGUUUUAUUGGGCUGAGAAGAUGUAUUGGAUUGGAGUUUCCCCAGAACCAUUAAACAGUAGCCAUUUGAUUCCAGAUAAACUGGAUGAUGUGAGCAUCAGAAUGGCUGCAAAAGUUCUAUCAAGGGCCAUAAAUGAUGCCCUGUCUCCAAACAUCAAAGCACGUGCUUUGGAAAUUGCGGAGAGAAUUUCUCUUGAGGAUGGAGUCAUGGAAGCCGUAAAGAUCCUUAAACAAGAGAUGAAUUGUUCGUGUUAAAAAAGCUUUCAGGUUUGAGUUCUCCAAAAUCUCAAAAUCUUCUGUUCUCUGUGACUGCAUGAGCUUCUCUGCUGUAGAUGUUUGGUGGAGUUAGAUUUACAGUGCCUGACCAGUUUAAGACUGCUACAUGUACAGUUUAACUGAUAACUUACAGUAGCCUUAAAGGUAUGAGCUUUGGGACGGAAGAAAACUGUAGCCACACACAAGAAAGCACUGAAUAAAAAUUCACUAACAGUUCCUUUUGGAUA